AUUGACUGAAAUAUGGCGGCGAAGAUGACAUUGGAACAAGAUGGUACCUUUUACGAGCUGGAGAGACUACAAGAAAGCGCUAAUAGGCGAAGUGUAAAGUAUGAAGCUGAAAAGAAGGAAAAAUCUGAACUAAGUGAUUUGCAAAGUAAAGUGGAACAGCUAAGAGCAAGGAGAGAUCAACUCCGCGAGAGGCUAAAGAAUGGUCCUCAUGAAAUUCUACAAGAGUUUUUGCAAUUAGAUGAAUCCUCCAGGAAAGAUUAUUCAGCUGCCUCAAAACAGAAUGUCCUGACAGCUGUGAGGUUGUUCCGUAAAAGAAAGCUGGCUGAUCUUUGUGACAGCUACAGGUUGAUGGGUAUUUCAAUAGUAUCACAACAAGCGAAGAGAACUUGCUUCAGAUUUGAGACCUUUUUCAAUUCUAGAUACUAUGAACCGUAUAACCUCGAAGUGGAGUUGAAAGACAAUAAUUUAAAGAUUCACAAGCAUACUGUACCUUACUUCAUACCUGUUGAUGCAAUUAGUAAGCAGUACUUAAACACUGACAUCAAGAGGUUUUUCAUGAUCAUUUGUGAGCAUCUUAAUGCUUUUGUGGCAAGAAGAGAACAGGUUUGCCUUUGUCAAGAGCAGCAUGGAGAUAAACUGGAAGGAGAGAUAUCUUGCAGCCCCUCGCAUGAUUUUGUGAUGUUGAAAUUAAAGGCUGCACAGGGUCAAGUUAAAGGCACCAUUGUGAAACUAACAUAUAGAGGGCUCACAUCAACACGACCAUCCCAUAUUGAUCUAGUUACUGAAGGGAAAAGUGCCGUAGCAUUGAGAAGACUUCAAAGAAAGAGGAAAUUUUUCGAAGAUUUCUAUCUCCACCAAGCCUUUGCUGAAGCUUUUAAUGAAGAGUUUGAAACUUGA
Pocillopora verrucosa is the source of this 897-nucleotide messenger RNA. Its product is annotated as centromere protein O. Gene Ontology annotation, cellular component: Mis6-Sim4 complex; kinetochore. The record is from RefSeq and is a predicted model, not a curated record. NCBI's taxonomy places the organism in Eukaryota, Metazoa, Cnidaria, Anthozoa, Scleractinia, Pocilloporidae.